GCUUUACUUUCACUUUCCACGAUUACUAUUUAUUGCCUUCAGACAGGAUCCCCUCAAACAGAUCUUGCUUGGGACCUUUUCAAAGCUCCCAGCUUCUCCUCCGUCACUUAGACGUUUUCUUACUCCAGAUUCCUAGGAAGGAAAAAAAAAAAAAAAACGCAGCUGGUAUAAAUAUGACCAACAAAGCAUCCUGGAGAGGCGAAGUGGACCUGGUGCCAGGGGACUUGAUUGAGAUCUUCCGGACGGGAUACCAGCACUGGGCCGUCUAUGUGGGUUUGGGCGACGUUAUCCAUCUGGCUCCACCAAGUGAAUGUGCUGGAGCUGGAGCUGCCAGCAUGAAGUCUCUCUGGGCCAAUACAGCAAUGAUAAAGAGAGAACCAGUGUCCAAUGUGGUCGGAAGAGAUCGCUACUGUGUUAGCAACAAGCAUGACGCCAUCUAUAAUGUCCGAACCCCAGAUCAAAUUGUCACUAUGGCUAGGAAGCUGGAGGGCAAAACAGUGAAUUAUAAAAUCACCACCGAGAAUUGUGAGCAUUUUUCCAACAGCCUGCGCUAUGAUGUAGCUCGCAGUGAUCAAGUCAAAAAAGCAGUUUGGUAUGCCAUGGCAGCAGCUUUGGCUCUCCUGCUACUCUGAAGAUGUAGCAAGGAAAACGUCUGGAGCAACUAUGAUUUGGAUGAUUGAGAAUCUCCAUAGACAUUUGGCUUCAACUAACAGUCCUGAAGAAUUCACUUUCUCUGAUGUGCUUUUGCCUCCUCCCUCUCUCUUUGCCUCUCUCUCUCUCUGCCUUCUUUUCUUUUCCCUUGAGAUAGCAGUUGGUCAAAAGCCUAUUCUUGAUGCUCUCCUCUCCACACCCAGUUUCAGUCACAACUUCCAAAUAAACGUUUACCUUCCAAUGAA
Molecule: messenger RNA, 896 nt
Organism: Crotalus tigris (Tiger rattlesnake)
Lineage: Eukaryota; Metazoa; Chordata; Lepidosauria; Squamata; Viperidae
Product: phospholipase A and acyltransferase 3-like
Exons: 4
Coding region: 174-632 (152 amino acids)
Biological process (GO): N-acylphosphatidylethanolamine metabolic process
Cellular component (GO): cytoplasm
Molecular function (GO): glycerophospholipid phospholipase A1 activity; A2-type glycerophospholipase activity
Source: RefSeq, a predicted model, not a curated record